Caenorhabditis sp. 36 PRJEB53466 is the source of this 664-nucleotide messenger RNA. The record is from the annotation of a GenBank genome assembly. Lineage: Eukaryota; Metazoa; Nematoda; Chromadorea; Rhabditida; Rhabditidae.
AUGCCGGCGCCCAUCAACGAUCAGGCGCCCUUUGUGAUUUUGGAGACGACGAUGGGCAAAAUCGCACUCGAAUUGUACUGGAAUCACGCGCCGCGCACGUGCCAGAACUUUUCGCAGUUGGCCAAAAGAAACUAUUACAACGGGACCGUCUUCCACCGAAUCAUCGCCGAUUUCAUGAUUCAGGGCGGAGAUCCCACCGGAACGGGUUCGUGUUUGAAUAAUUAUGGGGCUAUUGGAGAAUGUUUAAAUUUUUAGGCCGCGGAGGCGCGUCGAUCUACGGCGAUCGAUUCGCCGACGAAAUCGACGAACGUCUGAAGCACACGGGCGCCGGAAUUCUCUCGAUGGCCAAUGCAGGUACGGUUUUUUUCGACUUCAGGAAAAUUUUAAUUUCAUCCGAAAUUUAGGCCCUAACACGAACGGAAGUCAAUUUUUUAUCACUUUGGCGCCAACACAGCAUUUGGACGGAAAACACACGAUUUUCGGGCGCAUCGCCGCUGGAAUGAAGGUAAAAACGGGGCAUUUUAUCGAUGUUGUUUUUUGAAAAGAAGUCAAUUUUCAGGUGAUCGCCAAUAUGGGCCGCGUGGACACUGACAAUCACGACCGUCCGAAAAUCGACAUCCGCAUUCUGAAGGCCUAUCCGUCAGACUCUUCGAUGCUCUCCUAA